AUGCCGAAACCUCAAUAUUCCCAAAAAUUUAGGGAUUCUUGGCUUCAAGAUCCCGAUUUCAAAGAAUGGCUUCAAGCAGUUGAAAGUACCACUGGCCAAGUAGCAAAAUGCAAGUUUUGUGGAACGAUAUUAAGAAGUCACUACGGAGAUUUAAAAACACAUGCUCUUUUGAAAAAGCACCAACAAAAUAGAAAGGUUAUCACCAAACAACCUAAGCUGACAUUCAAAAUGGAGUCUACUGAUAAUAAAAAGAAAGAUAAAGCCAGAGUUGCAUUAUUUACAGCAAUGCAUACAAAACUUUUUUCAGUUAGCUCCGCGCUCUACUGCAAUCCGGACGUGUGUCAGUCAGUGCAUUCGUGUUUGCUGCGAUCGCCUAGUGACUCAUCGUGUACAUACGAUUACGAAUAG
Messenger RNA from Parnassius apollo (apollo), 408 nucleotides. NCBI's taxonomy places the organism in Eukaryota, Metazoa, Arthropoda, Insecta, Lepidoptera, Papilionidae. The record is from the annotation of a GenBank genome assembly.